Molecule: messenger RNA, 849 nt
Organism: Trichomonas vaginalis G3
Lineage: Eukaryota; Parabasalia; Trichomonadida; Trichomonadidae
Product: protein of unknown function, DUF4106 family
Exons: 1
Source: RefSeq, a predicted model, not a curated record
AUGAAUGGAAAUGUUUCCGAAUGGUAUAACGAAUGCGACAAUGCCAUUAGAAGGUCAGAAAUAGUUCCUGGAACUUACGAAUAUACAACUGCUGUUUCUUAUGGAAACGUAGGUGAGUUUGGAGAAGGUUCUUCAACAACAGUAGAUAUUGCUUGCGACAGGUUUCAUAUUAUUUCUAUUGACAACUCUUUCUUAUACGUGGAACAAGACAUUGAAAUAAAACCUUCUGCCAAGUUGUCUGAAAAGAAAGGUUGCAAUGGAAUUUUCUAUGUCGGAUACCAAUAUGCUCCAGAAGUUUUCAUGGGAUAUAAGAUAUAUUCUAACUCUGACUUAGUUCAAACAGUAACAUGGGCAAACUAUGAAUGGUUCGCUUUAAGAAACUCAGUACAACCACAAGCUAGAGAACAAACAGACCAGUAUGCAACUAUUGAGAAAAUAAGAAGACUUGACCCUAACGUUCCAGGAGUUUAUGUUAACCUUUCUGGUUCAGAUGGAACUGCUGCCACUAAAGUAAAACUGAAACUUAGAGUUCCUUUGUCAUCUUUCCUCAUCUUCAGGUUUUUAAGAUACUUGCCAAACUGGGCAGGAAAAAUUUCUAUCGAACUUACUCCAAGCAAAAAUAACUUAGUCAUUGCACCAACACAAGACCCAUUCACUCUUACAGACGUAAAGGGAACAAAUAAAACGUCAUUCGCCGAAUUUUGCAAAGACAAAGUUGACUUAGACUUUGGUUUCUCAAACCUCAACACUGAAGUAAACUAUUAUUUCAAUGCUGCUGGAGAUGCUUGGGACCCAGUUAAGUUCACAUGCGAAAAAUUUGAAUGCAAGAGAAUAGAAAGCAGACUUGCA